Molecule: messenger RNA, 3282 nt
Organism: Cavia porcellus (domestic guinea pig)
Lineage: Eukaryota; Metazoa; Chordata; Mammalia; Rodentia; Caviidae
Gene: Kcnq1
Product: potassium voltage-gated channel subfamily Q member 1
Exons: 16
Coding region: 99-2009 (636 amino acids)
Biological process (GO): potassium ion transmembrane transport
Cellular component (GO): membrane; voltage-gated potassium channel complex
Molecular function (GO): voltage-gated potassium channel activity
Source: RefSeq, a predicted model, not a curated record
CGCGGGGCUGGCAUCCGCGGUAGCCUGCACUGUGCACGGGCGCCCGUCUUGGCCGCAGCUCGAGGUGCCACCACUCGGGUGUCGGCCCCUGUCAGGCUAUGGCCGCGGCCUCCUCCCCGCCCAGGACGGAGAGGAAGCGCGGGGGCUGGGGCCGUCUGCUGGGCUCCCGGCGGGGCAGCGCCAGCUUGGCCAAGAAGUGCCCCUUCUCGCUGGAGCUGGCUGAGGGUGGCCCAGCGGGCGGCACACUUUACGCGCCUGUCGCGCCUCCAGGCGCCCUGAGUCCCGGGUCUCCCGCGCCCCCAGCGUCCCCCGCCGCGCCCCCUGCCGGGCUGGAGCUCGGCCCGCGGCCGCCGGUAAGCCUUGACCCGCGCGUCUCCAUCUACAGCGCGCGCCGGCCGCUGCUCGCGCGCACCCACAUCCAGGGCCGCGUCUACAACUUCCUCGAGCGCCCCACCGGCUGGAAGUGCUUCGUUUACCACUUUGCCGUUUUCCUCAUUGUCCUGGCCUGCCUCAUCUUCAGCGUGCUGUCCACCAUUGAGCAGUAUGCCGCUCUGGCCACCGGGACCCUCUUCUGGAUGGAGAUUGUCCUGGUGGUGUUCUUUGGGACAGAGUACGUGGUCCGCCUCUGGUCUGCAGGCUGCCGCAGCAAGUAUGUGGGCAUCUGGGGCCGACUGCGUUUUGCCCGGAAGCCCAUUUCCAUCAUCGACCUCAUCGUGGUUGUGGCCUCCAUGGUUGUCCUCUGUGUGGGCUCAAAGGGGCAAGUGUUUGCCACAUCAGCCAUCAGGGGCAUCCGCUUCCUCCAGAUCUUGCGGAUGCUACAUGUGGACCGGCAGGGAGGUACCUGGAGGCUUCUGGGCUCUGUGGUCUUCAUCCAUCGCCAGGAGCUGAUCACCACUUUGUAUAUCGGCUUCCUGGGACUCAUCUUCUCCUCCUACUUCGUGUACCUGGCUGAGAAGGAUGCUGUGAAUGAAUCAGGCCGUGUGGAGUUCGGAAGCUAUGCAGAUGCACUGUGGUGGGGGGUGGUCACAGUCACCACCAUCGGUUACGGCGACAAGGUCCCCCAGACCUGGGUUGGGAAGACGAUUGCCUCCUGCUUCUCUGUCUUUGCCAUCUCCUUCUUCGCGCUCCCAGCGGGGAUCCUUGGCUCUGGGUUUGCCCUGAAAGUCCAGCAGAAGCAGAGGCAGAAGCACUUCAACCGACAGAUCCCAGCCGCUGCGUCACUCAUCCAGACUGCAUGGAGAUGCUAUGCUGCUGAGAACCCUGACUCUUCUACCUGGAAGAUCUAUGUGCGGAAGCCUGCCCGAAGCCACACGCUGCUCUCUCCUAGCCCCAAACCAAAGAAGUCUGCUAUGGUAAGGAAAAAGAAGUUCAAACCGGAUAAGGAUAAUGGAGUGAGCCCUGGAGAGAAGAUGCUCACAGUCCCCCACAUCACAUGUGAUCCUCCAGAAGAGCGGAGGCCAGACCACUUCUCUGUUGAUGGCUAUGACAGCUCUGUGAGGAAGAGCCCCACACUGCUGGAAGUAAGCCCAACCCACUUCAUGAGAACCAACAGCUUUGCCGAGGAUCUGGACUUGGAAGGGGAGACACUGUUGACCCCCAUCACCCACGUGUCACAGCUGCGAGAGCACCACCGGGCCACCAUCAAGGUCAUCAGGCGCAUGCAGUACUUUGUGGCCAAGAAGAAAUUUCAGCAAGCGCGGAAGCCUUAUGACGUGCGGGAUGUCAUCGAGCAGUACUCUCAGGGCCACCUCAACCUCAUGGUGCGAAUCAAAGAGCUACAGCGAAGGUUGGACCAGUCUAUCGGGAAGCCCUCUCUAUUCAUCCCCAUCUCAGAAAAGAGCAAGGACCGUGGCAGCAACACCAUCGGUGCCCGCCUGAACCGGGUAGAAGACAAGGCAAAGCUUUAUGUUCCCAUCCAAACCGCUGGACUCAAGAACCUCCUCAAAUCUCAGACCUGCUCCCAGCUGCCCUCCCUGCAUCAUUGUCAAGUGAGAGGCUUGAACCGUUGAUGUGCUCAUGUUUAAAAAUCCACAAGCUGCUUCCUACUCUCUCAGCUUUCAACUUACCUUCUUUAUUUGCCCAAAUAAAUUACUUCUCGCAGAUGAGAUAAUUAAAACCAGAGAAGUUUCUUGGUCACCUGAGUGCACACAGCUAGUGAGGCCAGCAGCUGGACUCCAAAACCGUAGAAGAGGGUAGGAGAGCUGAGGUGGAGAGGAAUGACAGGAAUAAGAAAGUGUUUCAUAGACAUAAGGGCUCCUUUGAGAAGAGGCUGGGGUCAACACUGAGGGUCAAGGCUAGGAGAGUGUAGGCAGCAAGGUCCAGGGGCCGUGGUGUUCAGGGGAAGGGGCUUUGGGACAGGCGCAGGUUGCCUGUCAUCCUGCAGCAGGAUUUCUAAAAGCACUUACACAUCCCCCCUACAGGGCCUCCACUGGCUCUCUAAGGAGCCCACUAAGGAAGCCAUGCCCACCUUCCUCUCAACCUGUAUUCUCAGAUUUUCCCAGGCCUGCCAUGGUGUUUACGUUGGGCUAUGUUUAUUUUGCAGUCUAAGUUCAGGCUGCUGUGCUGAUAUGAGCAGCACAGAAGGCUGGGAGGUUUUCUUUCUUUUGUUGGCUUUUUUUUUUUUGCGGGAAAUGAGCAGAACAUGGGAGCGCUGGAUUUCCCGGCCCCGGUUCAGAGAGCAUUUAUCGAAGAGCCACUCCCCACACCCAUCCUCUACACCUAACCUUGGACUUUCCCGUCAGAAGCUGUCCACUGAGCCAUGCACCCUAUGUGAAGUCUGCCCUACACACUGCCGCUCUGCCACUCACCCUAGAUACAGGCUCUGCACAUCAGGUCUACAAACCAGACUGCAGGCCUUACCUACCCAGGCAGCUCUGCUGGGGUCCCCCCAAAACUGCCUCAGGGCCACUCAUCCUUGCUUUUCCAGCCCUACGUCCUGCUGAUUCAAAGCUUUUAUCUUUUCUCGCUUGGAUUGUUCAUCACUGCAGACUCCAGGCCCUCACAUUGUGUAUUAUUUCUUAAACACUGCUGAAGUCCAUUUGUUGGUGUUUUGCUCAGAACUUUUACAUCAAUACAUCUGUGUAAAAUUCAUGCGUAACACAGCUUCCUUCUCUUGCUCUGUCUUCAUCCUUCAUGUGAACCUCACACAUGAAGAAGCAUUUCUUCUUUUAGUACAUAUUGGGAUAUUUUGUGUAAGAUUAGAAUUUUUUUUCACUUGAAUGUUCUGUGGAGUUUAGAGACAAAGCCAUCUAGGUCUGCUCCUCUCUUUGUAAGGAGAUUCUU